Molecule: messenger RNA, 2073 nt
Organism: Nematolebias whitei (Rio pearlfish)
Lineage: Eukaryota; Metazoa; Chordata; Actinopteri; Cyprinodontiformes; Rivulidae
Product: GDNF-inducible zinc finger protein 1-like
Exons: 9
Coding region: 76-2073 (665 amino acids)
Molecular function (GO): protein binding
Source: RefSeq, a predicted model, not a curated record
GCUGUUCCUACCGGAAGUACCUCCCGCUGAUCGGUCCGUUUGUUUACGGCUGUAAUUUUAGCGAGUUUACGUACAAUGGGGGUCCAAGUGCACAAGCUCACAUCAAAUUCACAUCAUAAAAACAUUCUGACUUCUCUGCAUCAGCUCAGGAUCCAAGGACAGUUGUGUGAUGUUACAGUGCAGGUGGACUACCAGGGAGAUGUUCAGGAGUUUCAGGCCCACCAGGUGAUACUUGCUGCAUCCAGCGGCUACUUCAAGAAAAUCCUUUUGUCCCAGAAUGCAACCAAAGAGAAAUUAUUACUCUCAAACAUGCAGUCCAAUGAUUUCUCCAAGUUUUUGGAAUUUGUGUACUCUGGGAAGAUCGAAGUUACUCAAGAUAAGAUCGGUGAUGUCCAAGCAGUGGCACAGAUAUUGGAUUGUGAGAGUCUAUCAGAGAUUUGCACUGAAGCCGUAAGUACUGGAGUUCCACAAAAACCCAGAGAGAGAACACGUACCUCAAAACACAAACCUCAAGAUGCUUCAGGUAGCACUAAGAAGGGAGAAAAGACAAAAGGCUGUAAAAUGGUUCAUAAUCCUCGUCGUUACUCUUCGAAUGAGAAUCUUCACAGUGAAAAACAAGUUGAGACAAAAAGCAUCGAGGAGAGUGAGAACGGGACUGAAGACGCAGUUCGGCCAAAUGUAAAGGAAGAAAAGGAAGAGACCUCACUGCUGGAGCCUUUAUCUGAUGAUGACUGGGCAUGUGACGAUGAGAUAAAGAGUGACGAUGAGAUGCAGAGUAUUGACCCCUUGUUUAUAUUGGACACAGAGGAGGAGGAGGAGGAAAAAGAAAAACACUUUUUUAAGAGGAAACAAAAAAAAACCUCCACGGCCCAGUUCCUGUGUAACAAGUGCAUGCGGACUUUCCACUAUGAGAAAAGCUACAUGAAACAUGUCAGUACUUGCCAUGGAGAGACAGCAGAUGUAAUCUAUUGCUGUGAAGUCUGCCAGCAGACGUUUGCUCACCGCAGCAGCCUCAAGCUCCACGUAAAAUACGUUCACAGCACUGAGAAGCUUUUUGAGUGUGACACUUGUGCAAAGACCUUUAAACGAAAGAAGGAUGUUGCCCAACAUAAGAGACAGGUGCAUGAACAAAAACAGCAAUACGUGUGCCCUGAUUGUGGGAAGACGCUCAGCUCCAAAGCUACUUUGUCAUUGCACGAGAGGACGCACACGGGCAUCAAACCCUACGAGUGCACCAAGUGUCAGGUCAGAUUCACCCAGAAGUCUGCCCUCAAUAUGCAUCUAAGGACACACACUGGAGAGAGACCGUUUGCAUGUAAUGAAUGUGAUGCCCGCUUCACUCAGAAGCAGAAGUUGGCCUAUCACAAGAGAACACACUCAGGAUUAAAGUCCUUCAUGUGUAACAUCUGUGGGAAAAGUUUUGGGUCUAAAGAAUACCUUAAACACCACUUAAACAUCCACACUGGCUCCAAGCCUUUUAAGUGUGACACUUGUGAAAGAAGCUUUGCUCAGAGGAACUCCCUCUACCAGCAUUUAAAAAUACAUACAGGUGAGCGUCCGUACAAAUGUACAGUAUGUGGUAAACAGUUCACUCAGAUCAAUGCGCUCCAGCGGCACCAACGGAUCCACACGGGAGAAAAACCUUUCAUGUGUGCUCUCUGUAAACGAGCUUUUACUGACCAGUCCACCUUUCGCAGGCACACUUUGGUUCAUGACAUAGAAGCUCCAUGGAGGACCUACCUGGUGAUGGUGGAGGGAAAUAUGGAGGAAAAGAAACCAAGGUCUCCCACUGAGGAAAAUGCAGAACAAGCAGAACCAUGGAAGAAAACUAGCGGAAGUCCAAGUGGUGCUAGCACUGCUCCUGCUGUUUCUGCUCCUGCUGUUUCUGCUCCUGCUGUUUCUACUCCUGCUACCAGUUCUGCUCAUGGUGCUGGUACUGCCCAAACUGAAACAACUGUGGUUCCAACUGAGUCGGUCACUCUCCCAUCCGACUGGACCAGUCAUGGAGCCAUUGCUCUCGUCAACGAUGGUGCUCUUGGCGAUAUCACUGUCGUCCACACUGAGUAUCAGUGA